This is a messenger RNA of Xyrauchen texanus (razorback sucker), 8979 nucleotides long. Its product is annotated as cysteine-rich motor neuron 1 protein-like. Gene Ontology annotation, molecular function: serine-type endopeptidase inhibitor activity; protein binding. The coding region runs from base 522 to 3611 and encodes 1029 amino acids. NCBI's taxonomy places the organism in Eukaryota, Metazoa, Chordata, Actinopteri, Cypriniformes, Catostomidae. The transcript is spliced from 17 exons. The record is from RefSeq and is a predicted model, not a curated record. Gene Ontology annotation, cellular component: extracellular region.
AGCAAUCGCUGGAAACGUUUAUUCACGCUGCUGAAUGAACGCGUUUUCUUCAAAAGGGAAAUUAACUGAAAAAUAUCGCUGGCUCCAUAGGUGCAGGGCAGGAAGAAAUCACUGGCUUGCAUGAAAAAAAUACUCCAAAGCAGAAAGAGAGAGAGAGAGAGAGAGAGAGAGAGAGAGAGAGAGAGAGAGAGAGAGAGAGAGAGAGAGAGAGAGAGCGCGUGAGGAAAGUUUUCCUACGCGAAAACAAACUGGAACUGUGCAGAAAUCGUGACGCAUAAGUCAUGCACUGGUUGUACAACGUGGGAUAGUUCUUCUGCUGGCUUUCAUCUUAAGGGAAUGCAUUUUUGUUGGCUUUUGUCAACCUCUACAACAGUUUAAAUCCAGGAACGCUUUAUUACUCUAUUCGACAGAAAACGCGUAAUUCUGAACGGAACCUUUCUGACGCUCGCGCUGUUUUUGCUGGCAAAUCUGGUCAUCAUCUUUUAAUUUGGGGGGCAGGGAGUGGGUUAUUGGAUAUAUUCAUGUUUUUCCACUUUUCCUUCAUGGCCUCAUCCAGGAUGUAUUUUUUUAUGACAUGCAUACUGUUUUCUCAACUUGCGUUGAGUCGCGCGCUCAGAUGUCUGCCCUGUGAUAAGUCUAAAUGCGAGGAGCCUAAGCACUGUAGCGGUUCGGUGGUGCUGGGAAUCUGCGGCUGUUGUUCGGUAUGUGCCAAGCAGAAGAACGAGAGCUGCGGAGGCGUUUACGGUCUGUACGGGACCUGCGACCGGGGGCUCCGGUGCGUGAUCAGACCCCCGAUAAACGGCGGCUCCAUCACACAGUAUGAAGUCGGUGUAUGUGAAGAUGAAAACUGGGAUGAUGACCAACUCUUGGGCUUCGAGCCAUGCAAUGAAAACCUGGUUACGGGCUGUAACAUCAUUGAUGGGAAGUGUGAAUGUGACAGUGUGCGAACAUGCAACAACCCAUUUGAGUUCGCGAGUAAGGAAGCCUGUCAUACGGCCUUGCAGAAGAUUGAAGAGGAGAGACCAGACUGUUCCAAGGCAAGGUGUGAGGUUCAGUUUUCUCCGCGCUGUCCUGAAGACUCCACAUUAAUUGAGGGCUACGCUCCACCAGGGGAAUGUUGCCCCCUGCCCAGCCGCUGCGUGUGCAGCCCAGCAGGGUGUCUGAGGAAAGUUUGCCAGCCUGGACACCUCAACAUCCUCGUGUCCAAGAGCUCAGGCAAACCCGGCGAAUGCUGUGACCUCUAUGAAUGCAAGCCAGUGUUCAGUGUAGACUGCAGCACAGUAGAAUGCCCUCCAGUGAAGCCCGUCCAGUGUCCAGCAGACAGCUAUGAGACUCAUGUCAGACUGACAGCAGAUGGCUGCUGCACCCUUCCUACCAGAUGCGAAUGUUUGCCUGGCAUCUGUACCUUCUCACAAUGCCCGGCAGGGACUUCCCUUAAGGUUGUGUCCCGUGGCGAUGGAACACCUGAGAGGUGCUGCGAUGUGUUUGAGUGUGUCAACGAGACAAAGCAGGCCUGCACUUUCAACGGUGUGGAGUACCACAAUGGAGACAUGUUCAGGAUGGAUGCGUGUCGAUUCUGUCGCUGUCAGGGUGGGGUGUCCGUGUGCUUUACGGCACAAUGUGGUGUGCUGCACUGCGAACGCUACUACGUACCUGACGGAGAGUGCUGUCCUGUGUGCGAAGACCCCAUCUACCCGGUGCUCAAUUUCGCCGGUUGCUACAUGAACGGGCAGAUCUUGGCUCAUGGAGACCACUGGCGUGAGGACGACUGCACCUUCUGCCAGUGUGUGAGUGGAGAGGCUCGCUGUGUGGCGGCCGCCUGCGGCCACAGCUGCCUCAAUCCUGUCACCAUUCCAGGAGAGUGCUGUCCUGUGUGUGAAGAGCCCACCUACAUCACAAUGGCGCCUCCUGCCUGCGGCUCGCUGAAAAAUUGCACUCUGACGGAGAAGAGCUGCCCGUAUGGAUUUCUUCUGGAUGGCAACGGCUGCCGGAUGUGCAGUUGCAAGACACAAGAAGAGCUAUGCAGUGAUUUAAUUGCCAGCUGCAAUCUGAAAUGCCCUUUUGGCUUCCAGACAGACAUCCACGGCUGUGAGGUUUGCCAGUGCCGUCCACGUCACAAGAAGUGCAAGGCUGUGGCCUGCAUCAAGGACUGCCCCUUCGGAUACAUUAAGAACAAGCAUGGCUGUAAUACCUGCCGUUGCAAGAAAUGCCCUGAGCUGCCAUGUGACAAGGCCUGUCCAGUGGGCUUCCAGCACGAUGAGUUGGGCUGUCUUAUUUGUCAGUGUAGAGAUCAGAGCUCGUCAUCUGUGGCUCCCCCAGUGGAACUGGACUCCUGUCUGUCUAUGGAUGGCCGGAGACAUGAGAACAGGCAGAGCUGGCAUGACGGCUGUAGAGAUUGUUACUGCCAUGCUGGGAGAGAAAUGUGUGCCCUAAUUUCUUGCCCUGUGCCCCCUUGUGACAACCCCAUCAUCCGAAAUGGCCACUGUUGCCCCACCUGCCCAGAAGAGUCCAGUUCUCAUAAGCCGGAGCUGAGCGAGGCAUCUGUGUGUUUGGCUCCGGGUGGAGAGUACUUUGUGGAGGGCGAGACAUGGAACAUUGAUUCCUGCACUCAAUGCACCUGCCACAGUGGCCGUGUGCUUUGUGAGACGGAGGUAUGCCCGCCCCUGCUCUGCCAUAGUCCAAUCAGAACGCAGGAUUCCUGCUGCCCUCACUGUCCAGAUGACCCUGUCACCCCUCAGAUGCCCAGUAAUGACAGUAUGCCCGGUUACUGCAAGAAUGAGGAUGGUGAUAUCUUCCUGGCCGCUGAGUCAUGGAAACCCAAUGUCUGCUACAGCUGUGUCUGUCUGGAUGGAGCCAUCAGUUGCUACCCUGAGUCCUGCCCACCCGUCAACUGCCCCCGACCUGUGCUCAGGAAAGGCCAGUGCUGCCCGUACUGUCUAGACGCCACACCGCGGGCUGUGUGUCAUUUCAAUGGAAAGACGUACAUGGACGAGGAGCGAUGGGACAUUGACAGCUGCACACACUGCUACUGCCUGCAAGGCCAGACCUUGUGUUCGACUGUCAGCUGCCCUGCUGUACCCUGCCAUCAGCCAAUCACAGUGGAGGGCAGCUGCUGCCCUAUGUGUCCAGAAACUUAUGCACCCACAAACGUGCCAAUUGAGAAGACAGACCAACGUGGAGACAAGCAGAGACAUCAUCCGGCCUGGCCUACUCACAGUGAAAAUGAUAUCAUGCCACAUUUCAGAGGCGACUUCGGGAGUUUGCGGAUGCCAUACCUAGAUGGUAAGACGCCAUUGCCAAGUGAGGAUUCUAGUCUGCAUUGGGCCUGGGUGGCACUGCCUAUCCUGAUGAUGAUGCUCACCAUAACCGCCCUUCUGCUGGUGAACCAACGUAAGCAGUGGAUUCCCGUGCCUUGCUACCGCACACCCACAAAGCCCACGUGUCUCAAUAACCAGCUGGUGUAUGUGGACUGCCAGAAGGGGACGAAAGUCCAGGUGGACAGUUCCCAGCGCAUGCUCCGCAUCGCAGAUCCCGACUCAAGAUACAGCGGUUACUAUAGCAUGCAGAAACACAACAACCUGCAAGCUGACAACUUCUACCAGACUGCGUGAGCAACAGGAGAGUGAGAGAGAGUGAGUGAACGAAAACGAAAACGAGAGACUGAGCCUGUGUUCAGCUGCCAAACAUUUUUUGGCACGCGAACAUCUACUAAAUACUAUAGAGAUGGACAAAGCCAAGUGGAUAGAGAAGAGACCCUGAUAAUGAAUAACAAAUAUAAUAUUCACAUAAGUCACUCCAAGCAAAAGAGAAAAAAUAUAUAUCACACAUCAACACCUGAAAGCCUCACCUGAAGCUGGACGCCGCAUCUAUGAGUGUGAUAUCUUAUAUCGGUGAGGACUCUUCCAGAAUAUUUUUGUGAUCGGUUGAGCAUAUUUUUAUGUGAGUGUGAGUUUUCGUGGAUGCCCAGGCACAAGUUGAAGGUAGUUGUGAAGUCUAAUGUACACUUGGGAUUCGGACAACCGCUGUUUUUUCAAUGCAUUUUUCCCCGCAUUCCUACUUUUUCAGUUGAAAAAGAGAAAAAGUUUUAGGAGUGCUUGUGUGAACAUUUAAAGCUGAACCAAAGCUUUUCUCUCUGAGUUAUCUGAUAUGCCCAGAACAGGUGAGAAGGUGAGGAGGGCGAGAAGACCUUUACUUCCCCGAGGCAGAGGAGAUGCUGAACUGUGUUUGUGUGGCGGAAAAUGAGAGGGAAAAUUGAAAGAAAGUAGGUCUGCUGUAGCAAACAGACCCAUUUUUUUAAGAGAUGCUACUGUAAGAUUUUGAUUCCCCAGUGCUGUGGGUGAGUUUGGCCAAGCUUUUUUUUCUUUUCAAAAGAUGAAUGGAAGACAACAGAUUAAACCACUCAGUGGACAUUAGAUCUUCCUGGUAAAUGGAUGUGUGGGUUCUCUAUAUUGUAUCUCUGCUAACAUGUAUGAGCGUUUCCCAUUUAACCGUACAAACACCAUUUGCUCUUUCUCCCAGAAUGAAGGGCAGAUUGACUUACACUCCUUAAAUAUAUAAUUUACUGAAACGAAUCUUAGGGUUGUGAAGCGAGACAAAGAUAACAAAAGAACAAAGCGAUACUGGUUUGGAUUUGUGGCUAUGCUUUACAAGUGCUGCUUUUUUUGCUUUGAUUCUUUAAACCUCAUUUCGUAGGGAUGAAAACAUGUAGUGAGGACAGUUUGUGUCCUUUAAGAAGCAUUUACGAAGCACAAGCAGAACGAAUGCUUGUGUCCAUUUGUUGUAAAAACAGUUCUUACGGUAAUUGUCCACAAUACUCUGUAUGGUUUUUACAAAUGAUUACUUAAUACUUGUAAGGAUUUAAACAGUUUACACAAAAAGUUUCACGCAAAAAUUACUACAUUGUUGACAGUUUACAUUAGAACAGUUUUACGAACAAUUAUUAUUAGAAAUUUCUUUAUAAUUCACACAAAAAUGUAACUUUUACACAAAAAAUACUAAACUGUCGACAAUUUAAGCAAGAAUGGUUUAUAACAUUUACUUAAUAAUAGUAAUUUCUCUAAACGAUUCUUACAAAAAUUUACGGAUUUAAAUGAUUUAAACAAAAAUAUCAAAAUUACCGUCAGUUUCCGUUACUACGUAGCAAUGAUUUCUCUAUACGAUUAACACAAAAAUGUAAGGAUUUAAACAAUAUACACAAGCAUUAUAACAUUUUUAACAAUUUAUGCAAGAAUAGUUUUUAGGAAUUAUUACUAAACAUAAUUAAUUAAAAAAUAAUUAUUAAGGAUUUGAAUUAUUCAUACAAAAAUUACUUAAUUGUAGACAAUUUAUGGAAAAUGGUUUUAUGAACAAUUAUUAAAUACUAGUCAUUUUUCGACACAAUUCAUACAAAAAUUUAAAGUUUGAACGAUUUACACAAAAUUGACUGUCGACAGUUUACGUAAGAGCGGUUUUACGAACAAUUAUAACUGUGUAUUAGUAAUUUUCUAAAUGAUUUAUACAGAUAUGUAGGAUAUGAACGAUUUACACUAAAAACUUUUCUCACAUUUUUGUAAGAAUGGUUUUAUUAACAAUUACUACAUACUAGUAAUUUCUCUAAAUUAUUCACACAAAUUGUUGACAUUUCAUAUUUGAGGAAAUAUUACUACAUCCUAGUAGUUUUAGUUGAUGACAUAAACACAAAUUGAACAUUUUGAAUGAUUUACACAAACCAUUUACACAAAAAAUGACUUUGUCUACAGUUAACGUAAGAAUGGUUUUACGAACAAUUUACACAAGAUUGCAACAUUUUGCCCGUGUUUCAAGAAUGAGUCUCAAAAAUCUGAUCUGAUGACUUUUGGUAGGGGGUUUGAAACAUAUUAUGCUUUUGGUUGCUUGUUUUUCGUUUUUUUAUUUGUACUGUCAUGAAACUGCCUCCUUUUCUGGAAGCUUCGAAACAUUACUGAGGCACCUUUCUGUUUGGGUUUUCAAGCUGAGAACAAAUUUGGCUUAAAAAUGGAUCAUUUAUGUACAUAUUAAUGCUAAAAAGAAAAGGCAUGAAAUAUUAUGUGAGUAUAUAUGUGUGUGUGUGUAUGUAUUUGUGUUUGCAUGUACGUACGAGUGUGUACACACAAACGCACAUGUACGCACACAUGACAUUGGUAAGGUUCUUAGUUAAUUUUCCUAAUGAAUGUAUUUAUGAUUGAUAAAAAAAGAGAUUUAUACUAGCGAACUGAUCAUGACAGGCAUGCCAUUGCCUUUCUUGUUUGACGGGUAAUUCAGAAAAGCACAGAUGAUGAUGAUGAUGAUGAUGAUGAUGAUGAUACAGAAUAAGACAAACAUCUCAUUCAAUCCUUUUUUUUUUGUGUGAGUGUAUUUUUCCCUCUUGUUUUUUCUAAUAGUAAAGCUUAUCUCAUUCAAAUGUUUUGGGGCCCACUUUAGCUUUGUUCAGACCUGCAGCAAAAAUAUGAUCUUUGACCUGAUUCAAACCACAUUUGCAGAUGUGUUUAGAUUAAAUAUGAUUACAAUCAGAUUUUUAAAAAUGCAACUCAGUCUGAAUGAUCAGAUCAGAUUUCAAAUGUUUCAAAUAUACUGUAUCUGUCCAGUGUGAACAAAGCCUUUGUUUUUGUAAGUGAAGUCUCUUCAGUUGUCUGAACUACUGGAAUACUGAUGGACAUAAGCUGUUGAAGUGAGGGGUUAGGGCAGGGCAGUGGGAGGUAAAAGGUAGCUUUGUGAUAGUUUGUCUUGGUUGUAUCUUUAUCUGUACAUGAUAUUGUUUGUAGAAUUAUACAACUUGGCACUUUUUGAUUUUAUUUUGAUUUCUAACAAAUUGUUUUAAAGAGAUGCCCUUGUUGCCCCCCUAAAACCUUAUGGAACCCUGUGCAGUGGUAAUGGGCUGAAUCUUAAGAAAACAUGUCCAAGUUACAUUUCACCCUAAAGUCAACAGGAAAAAUUACAAAUUAUAUAAUUUGCAUGAAGAAAAUUUUAGGACUGUUACAUUUUUUUUUUAAAACAAUAUUAUUUUCAUGACAACCAGAUUUUCUCCCCCAAAUUCUCAUUGCCAGAAUGUGUCCUGAUAUUUGACUUUAUAAUAAUUUUUUGCAUUAUGCAUUAUUCUCAAUGAUUGUUCAUUAGAAUUCGUUUUUUAAUGGAAGAAAACUAAAAUAGCAGUCAAAGACAUAUUUUUGCCUAUUUUUAAGAUUUAAGCAUUUCAGUUUCAUCAAAAAUUCCAUCAAAUUGAAUUGUGUAAUGUUUUACUAAAUUAAAUUAAGAAAACUUUAAAUAUAUAGUUAUUUUAAAUUGGAUUUUCUUAAAGAUAACUCGGUUCAAUUUAAUGCAAAUUUGUGAUAAAAUUGAAAUGUGUAAAUCUUAAAAAUAUUUUUUUUUUGAGCAUACAAUUAUUUUUUGUUCUAGUUUUACAAUUGUUUUGACUGUAAAAAACAAACAAAAAUUACUGUAAUACAGUUUGUUACGGUAUUAUUGUGUGAGCUUUUUUUUUUUUUUCAGUGGACUCUUAUUUUGAAAUGUAUUUUUGCCUUCAUGUCUGGUUUCCUGGUUCCCUUUCUCAUUGUUUUCAGCUGAGUCAUUUUGUUUAAGCAAAAUAUAAUUUCAUGUUGAGUUUCAAUUUGGGAGUGAAAAAAUUACCUGGACAUGAAAGGUUUCAUGAGAUUCACCCAAUUUGUUUCAGAGCUUGAGUCUAUAACUGCAACACACUCACAAUCUUGUUAUAACAAAGCCUUCGUCAUAUAAAAUGUACUGUGUUAUCAGCACAAUGCCACAGAGUCAAGGAUGUGGAUUUUGCUUGAACAUUGGGGGGGUACUCUUCCCCCAUCCCCCCUGGAAUCUACACCCAUGCACAGAGUCGUGGUUUUGCCUUAAUUCAAGCACAUAAAUGUGUAGAUAUUACCUAAAAAUGUAUACAGUAACUCACAAAUAACCACUUGCCCUUGAAAUGUAAAGGCCGAUUUGGACCCUUCGCUCAUUUUUAUUCUUCACCACACUUCUGAUUUUUUGUUGUUGUUUUUAAUUUUGGAAAUGAAGCAGUUUAUUGGUUGUCCUGUCAUUCAGUCAUAACCAAUCAAAAAGCAUUAGACAAACGGUAAACAGUAAUUAGUAAUGGAGCAUUGCUUUUGAGAGGCCAAGCAAACAUCCACACGGCUCUGACAAAAAUAAACUCGGCAGCAUUUCAGCAAGAUGUCAUCCAUAUUUAACAAGCAAUCUGAGAUCUGUGCAUACCCCACUUUCAAGUUCAAAUUCAAUAUCCACACACAAAACAACAUUUCCUCCUCAUUGCCUCUGAACACUCUGUGCUUGAGUUCAUGGUUGAAAGCUGCCGAACAUCACGGACUAGAUUUGAUUUGGGCACAUUUAUUUGGGUUCUACGGGGUGGUUUUUAUUAUUUUUUUUGUGCAUUCUCCAAGUAUUGUUGUAAAUACUUGAGUGUCACUCACCAAAACAAAAAAUACAAAAAGGUUGGGUGAGAGGUAAAAAUUAGAGAUGUAAUAUAUUGUCUAUGACCUUAAUAAUUUAUUGAUGAGUGAAAAAACUGAAAGUAGCAGAGGACGCAGCUCAAAUGUCUGCCUCUUAAAGAGUGUUUCAAAAUACAAGACUUUAUAGAGUAUUUGUUCUUUAUUUUUUGGCUCUUCAAAGAGAGCAACGAUGAAUUUGUUUUCUUUUUCUUUUAAAGGAUGGUCGUCCCAAUGAAAAAUUAAAGCCAGAGGAGCUUCUAGAAAUUUGUCCUCGUAUCCCCCCUCCACCCUCUUUAUUUUUUCUUUCUAUAUGAAAUAUCAGCCCUUCUAGAGUUUGUAUACUACUGGUGUUUAUUGUUCUUGUAAAAAAAAAAAAAAAAGAAGAAUGUCAAGAUGGGUCAUGAUGAAGAGAAAAAAAAAAAGUGUAGUUGAAAUAUGGACUCUGAAUUCCUGUAGCACAGCAGAUUUUUUUUCCUCCAGAUUCUUGUAUUAUUUUGUUUGUUACUUUGCAGCACAAUAAAUACUUUUUAAACAA